Papaver somniferum (opium poppy) is the source of this 1096-nucleotide messenger RNA. Its product is annotated as PRA1 family protein F2-like. Gene Ontology annotation, cellular component: Golgi apparatus; endoplasmic reticulum. NCBI's taxonomy places the organism in Eukaryota, Viridiplantae, Streptophyta, Magnoliopsida, Ranunculales, Papaveraceae. Gene Ontology annotation, biological process: vesicle-mediated transport. The transcript has a single exon. Bases 116 to 727 code for a protein of 203 amino acids. The record is from RefSeq and is a predicted model, not a curated record.
CAAAACAGCAAGUUGGGCCUCAGUUUCAUAUUCACCUCCACCGCAUUCCCUUUCAUCUUCUUUCAUCCUGCGCAGAGAUCUCGAAUUAGGUUUUCAAAUUUUUUUGGUUUCCGCGAUGUCUAAAUCUACAUCACAUACUGGUUACUACGGAACGAUUCCGAUAUCAACACCAUCAACAUCAGAAUCAGGCAUGGAAUUCAUCUCAAGGGCUAAAGAAAGAGGUAGAUCAAUCUACGCAACUCGCAAACCAUGGAAAGAACUUGCAGAUCUAAAAUCUUUCGACAGAGCUAUUAAUUUCACUCGAAUCAAAAGAAAUCUGAAUUACUUUCGAGUUAAUUAUACUAUGAUCAUAUUAGGUAUACUUUUCUUGAGUCUGUUAUGGCAUCCAGUUUCGAUGAUUGUGUUCUUGGUUGUUUUUGUUGGUUGGUUGUUUCUUUACUUCUUUAGAGAUGAACCAAUGGUUGUUUAUAAUUGGAGUUUUGAUGAUCGUGUGAUACUGGUGGUGUUGAGUGUUGUGACGAUUUGUGCUCUAAUUUUGACUCAUGUGUGGUUGAAUGUUGUUGUUUCGCUUGCGAUUGGAGUAGGAUUGGUUGUGUUGCAUUCGGCUUUUAGGGUUACAGAUGAUUUGUAUCUAGAUGAUGAGCAAGAUGGUGGUUAUGGCGGUGGUGGAGGUGGAUUGUUAUCUGUUGUCGGUAGUUCAGAGAGGACAGGUUAUAGUCAUGUAUGAAGAAUGAAUUUCGUCUACAUUCAUUCAAACAGGGAAAUGGGAGUAAUUCAAUUUGUUUGAAGCAGGUUUCACUAGGUGGUGACUAGUUACAAUUCUGUAUUCUUGAUAGUUGUUUGCGUUUAUCAGUCAUGGUCCACUUUGGUCUUGCAUUUGGUUGUAAUGUGCUAUGUUUCGCGCUUAUGAACCAGUAUCUGAAGCAGGACAUUGUACUGGAAUGGCAGAGCUUCACUGAACAAAACAAUGUAUUAGAUUUAACUUUUUGUUAAUUCAAAUGGGUUCCUUUUUAUGGUUGGGUUGAGGUUGUUGGUAUCAUAAUUUGGUUUUGAUGAGUUUUUCUUUCUCUUUCAAUUUCGUUUGUAAAUUUUGUUU